Molecule: messenger RNA, 1678 nt
Organism: Cuscuta campestris
Lineage: Eukaryota; Viridiplantae; Streptophyta; Magnoliopsida; Solanales; Convolvulaceae
Source: the annotation of a GenBank genome assembly
CAAUCUCACCACCGAGCAAAUAUCUCACAUAUCUACUCACUUCUCUCACAACUUCUUACCAAAAAAAUGGCCUCUGAUAGUAGUUUUGUCUUGCUAGCCCAUUGGAACGGUGAGAUAAUGAUCAAUAACAAUGAGGUGGAGUACUCAUUGCAUUCAAACAAGGCCUUUGUUUUUGAUCUUGAUAUCUCAUUCGAGGAGGUCUUCAAUGAACUCCUUGAUGCUAUUGGUGAAGAUCAUCUCAAUUCCAUAAAAAACAUUUGGGGAAAAUAUCCCAAAUACAAAGAUGGAGUUUAUGCCGCUUCACGCCCUUUCCCCAUUUCUGAGGAGCGAACAUGGAGGUGUUUCGUUCAAAAGGCAACGAAGGAAUACGAUGAACUUGAGGUUUACCUAGAUUCACACCAAGUUGAAGUGUUGGCUAACGAGGAAGAAGAAAUGGAGGAAGGGCAAAACCACCAAGCUCAUCACCACCAAGUUCAUCACCACCACCAAGUUGAUGAGGCGGGGCCGUCUAACACGGCACGAGACAUGGAUGAUGAAGAUGACUCUGAGGAUCUGACAUACGUUGCUAUUUCUGAUCAAGAGAGUUCUUCAGAUGAGUCUGAAGUAUCUGGAUGUGUCUCUAUGUACACACCGGACGUGUACACAGAGGAGCCUAUUAACGUUGCUGAACAAGGAAUUCCAGAAUUUCCGAUCCCUAGGCACGUUGAAGAAGUCUCACUACAACCAACAUUCUGUAUCCCUAAAAUUCAGAUUGGAUAUCGGUACGGUGAUUUCAAAAGCCUUCAAUUUGCAGUGGCGCUACGCAAUAUUGCAGAGCAUAGGCACUUUCAGACUUCUUCAAAGUGUCGCAAUUAUUGGCUGGCGAAGUGCUCGUAUCCGGAACAAUGUCCAUGGCUCAUCCAGGCUGCAGAGGUUGCAUCUGUUUGGACUGUCAAACAGUGUAGAAGUCAACAUUUAUGCAGACCAGACUUUUCGAAAGAGAAGGACGAUAAGCUUAUUACAAGCAAGCUCAUCUCUGGAAUUAUAUUCUCUAAAAUUGCUGCUGAUGCUGAUUACAAGGUGAGGUACAUCAGUAAAGAUAUAUACGACUUAUUUCAAGUUUCUGUGUCGUAUAAGAAAUGUUGGUUGGCUAAGUCGAAUGCCAUUCAACGAUUGUACGGAUCCUGGGAGGAUUCGUAUAACAAGUUAUUGCCUCUAUUAGCAGCGUUGAUUCAAAGCAAUCCUAGGUCAGUGGCCGAAAUACAAAUGCGGCCAACAACAACGCCACAAACUUUUCAGUUCAUGUACGUUUUCUGGUCUUUCAAAGCGUCUAUAGAUGGGUUCAAGUACUGUUUUCCCGUGAUCUCUGUUGAUGGCACCCACUUGUAUGGAAAAUAUAAGGGGGUGUUGUUGUAGGCAGUAACAAUGACAGCAAAUCACGAGAUUUACCCCUUAGCCUAUUCCCUUGUUGACAAAGAAGACGGGGAUAGUUGGAGCUGGUUCAUGAUGCAUUUAAUGCAUUAUGUAGUACCUUACGAUAUGUCGGUGUGCAUCAUUUCUGAUAGGCACGAGGGCAUUGAUUAGCUUUCAAUACUAUCCCCCAAUUAUUGGAACAGUGUGUCACCAUGAGAUAUUACCUGCGCCACUUGAGAAGUAAUUUUCAAAAGAAGUUCAAUAGCAAAAAACUGAAGGGCUUGAU